UGGGAAUCCCGAUGAUAAUCACCGAAACCGGCUCGGACCCCGACUUUCAAGUUCCAACCCCGCCGCCAAUUCCAGAUACAGUACUGCAGUACGAAUAUGUAUGUACCUAAUAAAUGUAGCCGAGAACUGCCCGUGCUUUGGUAUCCCUUAUUAUGGUAUCGAAACCUUUGUCCAGCAGGGGCACCUUCCUCCUAAUUUUCAAUAAAUUUGCGCUCAGCCGCCUUGUCAGCACAUUGGUCAAGCUCACUACUUUCCACUUCAAUUCAUUCAAGGGCCUUGGACAUUCUGCAACGCUUUACACCUGUCCGAUCUUCCCUUCAAACCUGCUUCGUCAAGCGACCCCGAAGCCCGUCGAGGCAGGUCCAGCUCCAUAUUAGGAACCUCUUAACCUUGCUUCCUGCUACAGGUUCGGCCUCACUGCAAUAUGUCCUCCUCACCAGAAUACCGAGCUGGCAAACGGCCAAGAACCCAAUCGCUACCUCCUCCGGCAUUGCCCCAGCUGGUAGCCGAGCAGCACACCCCCAUUCCCCCAACCGACAAGGACACCAAGCGACUCAUUGUUGUCUUGUCAAAUGCCAGCCUCGAGACCUACAAGGCGUCGCAUGGCGGAGGAAGCCGCAUGGGUGUGCAAAGAGAGGAGAAGUAUUCUCUGCUCAACAGCGACGAGCACAUCGGCGUCAUGCGGAAGAUGAACAGGGACAUUAGCGAUGCGCGCCCGGACAUCACACAUCAGUGUCUACUGACCCUCCUCGACUCGCCAAUCAACAAGGCGGGAAGACUCCAGAUAUACAUUCAGACGGCCAAAGGCGUGUUGAUUGAGGUUUCGCCUUCGGUCCGCAUCCCGCGCACCUUCAAGCGUUUCGCUGGUCUGAUGGUUCAACUCCUCCACCGUCUUUCCAUCAAGGGCACCAACUCGCAGGAGAAGCUCCUGAAAGUGAUCCAAAACCCAAUCACCGACCAUUUGCCGCCCAACUGUCGAAAGAUAACACUCAGUUUUGACGCACCGCUGGUGCGGGUGCGGGAUUACGUCGACACGCUCGGGCCGAAUGAGAGCAUCUGCGUCUUCGUUGGCGCCAUGGCCAAGGGCCCGGACAACUUUGCCGACGCCUACGUGGACGAGAAAAUAUCCAUCAGCAACUACAGCCUCUCGGCAAGCGUUGCCUGCAGCAAGUUCUGCCAUGCCGCCGAGGAUGCUUGGGACAUUCUCUAAGGCAUACACAGAGCGGCACAUCGUGAUGACGAUGUCUUUGCUCCUAGUGGCCUACCGGCCCUACAAUAUCGGCAGGACAGGGGAUUGGACGGAAAGAUCUGUCAGCCCUCUAUCUUCCAUCCAGGGGGACUGCGGUUGCAUUGAGCCCGUUCCGUGAUACAACAUCGCGGUUAACGG
Molecule: messenger RNA, 1387 nt
Organism: Chaetomium strumarium
Lineage: Eukaryota; Fungi; Ascomycota; Sordariomycetes; Sordariales; Chaetomiaceae
Product: Alpha/beta knot methyltransferase
Exons: 3
Coding region: 425-1210 (261 amino acids)
Biological process (GO): rRNA base methylation
Cellular component (GO): small-subunit processome; nucleolus
Molecular function (GO): rRNA (pseudouridine) methyltransferase activity; rRNA binding
Source: RefSeq, a predicted model, not a curated record